Molecule: messenger RNA, 847 nt
Organism: Colossoma macropomum (tambaqui)
Lineage: Eukaryota; Metazoa; Chordata; Actinopteri; Characiformes; Serrasalmidae
Exons: 2
Coding region: 63-842 (259 amino acids)
Source: RefSeq, a predicted model, not a curated record
AAUGUGAGUUCAAUAAACAAGGUUUCGAUGCACAAGGAUAUGAUCGCAGUGGCUUUGACUGGAUGGGAUGGGACCGUGAUGGGUUUGGUAGGGACGGCUUUAAUCGGGAUCACUUUGACAGGGAUGGUUAUGACAUCUAUGGUCACAACCGAUACGGCUUUAACCGAGCCAAUAUGGCCGCAUUUGGCAUGAAAGGGGAUGGGACUAUGAUAUCUUCUAUGACUAAAGAGCUUGUGAACCAGCUUUUUCCAGACGGCUUCAACAGAUAUGGCUUCAGUCCUUAUGGCCUGGAUAGAGCAGGACUUGACGCAUUUGGUUUCAGAGUCGACGGCUACGAUAAAGACCAGUGUAAUUUCUUCCUUCACGGGCCACACUAUCUUCGUUUCUACUUUUAUGCCCAGCUACAAAUGAGUGUGGCUGAGGUGCAGUCUCUGUCCACCAUUAAGCGCAUCUGCCCUCCAGUCAGCCUUCUGCCCCCUCUUUGGGCCAAUCGGCAGUGGCUUGGGCUAGGCUCAGAGGAGGGACGUUAUGUGAUUGGUCUGCUGGAGCAGCAGUGGGAGGAGCAAAGGCCAUUUGACAAGGAUUACAACCCCCAUGACUCUUCAGUUAGGGCGACAGGCCUCUGGCUGCCAAUUACACCUGACCUCAGGUUUUGUUUUGAGUUGCCAUGGUUUUCUGGGUGUCCUGUGGGCGUAGCUCCAGUAGAGUGCCCCGAUUUGUGCCAAGAUUCUCUUUGCCCAGGGCAACCAGACGCCCAAUGCCAUGUCCACACGUGUGGCUCCUGUUUCACUGAGUGGAUACACAAAGACACAGGCGAGGCUGUGAUGUGCCAGGAGUGGUGACAGUC